CUUUGUAAAUCGUUUCGAUUACAUACUUUCUUUUAUGACAUUCAAUUGGAUAACAGAUAAAAGAAAAUUAUAUUCUAACAUCUUAAAAAUGCUGAAACCGAACGGUGGCUUCCUUGCCACUUAUGUAGUUGCUGGUAAAUUGGGUGAUAUCAUCAAAGAACUUCGUCAAAUUGAAAAAUAUGCACCUUAUUUCACAACCAAUUACCAGAAAAAACCAAACCUAACGUCGCAACAAGAAGAAUUAAGAAGCCUUUUGAAGGAUAUAGGAUUUGAAAGUGUCGUUUGUCAAGUAAAAACAGGUCGUUUUGAUGAUUAUACUAAGGAAGACCUGGAAGGUUUUCUCAUUUCAAUAAACCCCUUUAAAUUACCGAAUCAUUUACAAAAGGAAUUCAUAUCAGACCACAUCGAUCGAGCUGAUUCGGUCAUUGAUGCCAACGGCAUAAGAAAAUAUUACCUUGAUCACGACUUGUUUGUCAUACAUGGACGAAAAAGAAACUCAACAUAGGGGUAUUUCGCGUUGAAUUUGUUAAUUAAAACAAUCUAUCUAAAUACA
Messenger RNA from Photinus pyralis (common eastern firefly), 553 nucleotides. RefSeq lists its product as uncharacterized. The record is from RefSeq and is a predicted model, not a curated record. Bases 35 to 505 code for a protein of 156 amino acids. Lineage: Eukaryota; Metazoa; Arthropoda; Insecta; Coleoptera; Lampyridae. The transcript has 3 exons.